Molecule: messenger RNA, 627 nt
Organism: Thrips palmi
Lineage: Eukaryota; Metazoa; Arthropoda; Insecta; Thysanoptera; Thripidae
Gene: strat
Product: guanine nucleotide exchange factor MSS4 homolog
Exons: 3
Coding region: 221-589 (122 amino acids)
Biological process (GO): post-Golgi vesicle-mediated transport; small GTPase-mediated signal transduction
Cellular component (GO): cytosol; membrane
Molecular function (GO): guanyl-nucleotide exchange factor activity; zinc ion binding
Source: RefSeq, a predicted model, not a curated record
AUUAACGGUCACUGAUUUUAUAAAUUUUAAUAAUAUGCACAAAAUGGGCCGAAAAAACACAAAAAUCUACAAUGUUUACGAAAAAUGCAAAAAUGAUAAAUGUGACAACCUCGCCUUCUCCUGCGAAUAAGUUUCCCCCGUCUGUUCACAAACAAACAAACAAGUUGUUGAGUGGUCUGCAUCAAUUUCUUGUUUGUGACUUCGAAUCCUUGUUUCGGCAAUGACAGCAUUAACCCAAAGUGUUCCUGAUAUGGAAGCGUUAAUAAAAGAUGGUUCCAAUAAGUCUGCUUUGACAUGCUUACACUGUCCAUCCCGGAUACUAAAUGCUUCUGUGGGCACAUAUGUUGAGAAAGAGUUCUCCUUGCCUGCAAUGACAAAGCUGAAGAGUCAAACAGACACUGAAAACCAUGUCCUCAAAGACUUCUGGAAAGUUUCAGAUAUGUUCCAUUUUGAAAAUGUAGGCUUCUCUCACACUGCCGAUGGUGUUAAGUAUCUCACUUGUGCUGAUUGUGAGAUGGGUCCUAUUGGGUGGCAUGAUCUUCAAACUAAGGAGAACUUUGUAGCUCUUUGUCGGGUAAAAAACUCUUAAAUAACUUUACCUUAAUAAAAUAUUUUUGAAGUCGUGUA